Messenger RNA from Syngnathoides biaculeatus (alligator pipefish), 3203 nucleotides. RefSeq names its product zinc finger protein 385C-like. The transcript has 9 exons. The record is from RefSeq and is a predicted model, not a curated record. NCBI's taxonomy places the organism in Eukaryota, Metazoa, Chordata, Actinopteri, Syngnathiformes, Syngnathidae. Gene Ontology annotation, cellular component: nucleus. Gene Ontology annotation, molecular function: zinc ion binding; nucleic acid binding. The coding region runs from base 5 to 1678 and encodes 557 amino acids.
UUGGAUGUGGCCAGAGAGAGCGAGAAAGAGAGAGAGGGAGAGGGAGGCGGAGGCAGCCGAGUGCGGGCUCAGUCAGGUCGAGAGCCAGGAAAUGGACAUCAGCAGCGGGGAAGCCGGGGGGCCACCUCUCCCAGAUAUGAAGUGUCCCUGCCUUCCUGCCAAGAGUAAGAAGGAAGAGGAAGAGGAGGAAAAUGAAGACAAGAAGAAAGCGGCGCCAAGGGCCAAGCGGGAGCGGCGUCAGGGCAGCGCCAGUGCCACCGUGUGCCAGGUGUGCAGCAUCCGACUCAAUUCUGGAGCCCAGGCUCAGAUCCACUACAAGGGCAAGACGCACCAGAGAAGGCUACGCAGACUGACCAAGGUUGUUGGGACAGGUACGCUGUCCCACAACCAGGUCCACCCUCUCCUGGGUUCCCUGCCUCUGUCAGGGCGAGCUAGCCUCCCGUCUCACAACCACCUGGAACACUUCCUGCCACUCAGGAUCAGCACCUCCUUGCCCCUCAGCCUUUUCCCAAAUUUCAACACGAUGGAUCCGGUGCAGAAGGCAGUGAUCAACCACACGUUCGGCAUCGCUCCGCCCAAGAGAAGAACAACUAUCACAUGUAAUAUUUGUCACCUGCGCUUCAACUCUACUAACCAGGCUGAGGCCCACUACAAGGGUCACAAACACACUCGCAAGAUGAAGGCUCUGGAGAACCAGAGGAACCGGCAGAAGAAGAAGCACGGCCCAUCCACGGGGGACAAAGAGAAGCGGACGGCGGGAGAAAGUGGACCACAAACAGACUUGAAUUCAAACAACAGCACAGAAUCUAGCACAUCGUCGCAACUGGAAACGGGCCUCGGAAGCGGCGUAAGCCCCCCUCCUCCCGCUGCAGACUCCUCCUCAAGCCACGCUCCUCAGCUGUCCCAGCAAUUUCCUCACAGCCCUCCGUACUCCUAUUUACCAUUGGCGGGGGCGGCGAUUGACGGCCCACCUCCGGCACGGCGCGCCCCUCAGGGCCCCCCUGCUGUCGGGGAAAAAGAUGAUGAUGGGGUGAAGGUGGAGGAUAAGGAGGCCAACAUAAAACAGCUCCACUGUCCCACAUGCAAAGUCACGGUGAACUCCAGCUCUCAACUAGAAGCCCACUGUAGUGGCUCUAAACACAAGCAGAUGCUGCACAGUCCCAACAGCAGCAGUCAGUCGCACCGCAGGGCGAAGAGAACGUCCUCGCCCAGACGCCCGUCCCGAAUAACGAAGCAACGGAUGGGCACCAACAGGACCAGGCCGGCGCUGGGCAUCGCCGGCCAGCGUUUUCAUUGUCAACUGUGCCAGGUGGCCGUCAACUCGGAGACCCAGCUCAAACAGCACAUGAACAGCAGAAGACAUAAAGAGCAUUUGGCCGGGAAGCCUGUGAAGGUGAAGGCUAAAUUCACGCCUUAUAAUAAACUGCAGCCCUGCACUGCAUUAGCGACUAAACUGGCCUUGCAGAAGCAGUUGUCCAAGGCCCUGCCGGCAGGGUUCCAGACCGGCGCCCUCAAUCCAGCCGCCUUGUGCACUCUGGCUUCCACGCCGCUGGCACUGCGACUGCCGCAGGGUCCCACGGCCAUCAUCCACGGUCCCCUGAUAAGCCCCGCCCUCUUCAGACCUGCCCCGGGACCGCUGAGGGCGACGCACCCGCCCAUUAUUUUUUCUCCUUAUUGACAACAAAGACAAAAUGUCACAUUUGACGCGUCAUCAGUACAGUAUGCACACUUGCCCACAAAAUACAGCGGUGCUUUGACUUACGAGUGCCCCAACUUACGAGAUGUUAAAGUCACGAGUCGUCGCUUGUUGCGAGCAAAGAUUUUGACCAAAAGUUGAGCUACGGCGCUGCUUAAGUGAAGUGAGGUGGGGAGGAAAAAAAAAAAGAGCCAUACUGACAAUGCACUUUCAGCCAUUUAUUGAAGAGGACAAGCAACCAAUCAUACAAAAAGAAAAUGAAAACACUCACAAAGUAUUUGCAAUUGCAUUUGUAUUUGCAAAUGUCAGAACUCGGUGUACACACAAGGUGCACCCCACAUUGUAAGGCGAAAUGUCUAAUGUGGACCUUUAAGACCUUUACAAUCGUUAAAAUGCGGUAAAAAAAAAAAAAAAAAAAAAAAAAAAAACCUGGUGACCAAAAUCUGCGACUAUGCGAGGCCGAGAACGGUGAACUGCAGAUGGGCAAGGGCAAACUGUAGUGCUAUUUUUAUUUAUUUAAAAACGUACCAAAAAAAAAAAAUUUUUUUGGGAGGCAAGAACGGAUUAAUUCCAUUUCAAUUCAUUUCAGUGGGUAAAACUGAUUUGAUACAAAAUCAAGGUACCACUGUUUAAGGACCAUCACUCAACUAUUUGAGUGCAUGUUUCCUGGGGUCCGAACCCCAUCGGAAGCCAUAAAUAAAUUCACAUUUCUGUUUUAUUUAUAAAAUAAUAGUCUGCCAUUGCACAAGAUUUUAAAUGUCACGCUUGUGUUGCCAAAUUUGAGAGCUUUCUCGUUGUACUCUGGGAAAAAAAAACGAUAUCAUUCCUGAAUGAGUUUCCAAACAUAGAUUGGUGUAUUGGUGAGCACAAAGUAAAAAAAUAUUAAUAAUAACUGCAGUCACUUUGCAUUGUACUGUCAUCAAAUACAUCAAAAUGUUGUUCCAUUUUUGUCUUUUUCUGACCUGUGCCAUAAACAAAGCCAAGAACUUUAACCACACUUUGUGAAUUAUUAUUUUUUAUUUGUUUUUCCAUUAAAAACUAUAUUUGACAUGAGCUAUUAAAGCAGGGGUGGGGAACCUUUUUCCAAAUUCUUCAAAUACUUUACUGAAAUGAACUUAGAGAUGCUUUUUGCGCAAGCUGAGAAAAGUCCAAUUUCAUGAAUCGUUAUUCCUUGGAAAUAUUUUUAUAGCUUUAAUUCCAUUUUAAGCAAUAGGUUUAUGUUUUCAAAUGUGGUUCAUGAAAACUAGCGUAACUGUUCAUCAAGUGCAAUAAUGUAGACUAAAAAUGUAUAGAAUAUUUGUUCAUGAGUGUAUAAUGUAUUCUGCAUUCAUUUGGAUGUAAUUUUUUUGUUGUUGCUAUUUUUACACCGUUGCGGUUGUGUUUAUUUCCCCUGCAUUGAAACAAUCACUAAAUUUGAUGUGGUGUAUGAAUUUUGAAGUAUUUUGGGAAGCAUUUGAUCCAGCGAUGUAAUUCCAAACCUCAGAGAAACUGUUAAAUAAAACAUUUC